Messenger RNA from Saccostrea cuccullata (small rock oyster), 579 nucleotides. Its product is annotated as ryncolin-1-like. The transcript is spliced from 3 exons. NCBI's taxonomy places the organism in Eukaryota, Metazoa, Mollusca, Bivalvia, Ostreida, Ostreidae. The annotation marks the transcript as partial. The record is from RefSeq and is a predicted model, not a curated record.
GCAAUUCAGAAACGGAUAGGCGGUUCUGUUGGUUUUAACAGGACAAGGGAGGAAUAUGAAAGAGGAUUUGGUGAUGUAACAGACUCUUACUGGAUAGGUAAUGACAUUAUCCACCAAAUGUCUAAGGGAAGGAACUCCUCCCUCUACGUAUCCAUUACAUUAACAAAUGGCACCACGUUAUACGAACUCUAUCAUCAGUUUUCUAUCUCUGACGAAUCAGACAACUACAGACUCUUUCUCGGGAACCAGCUACCGGGACUUUGGGUGAUAGCAUUUAAUACUAAUGAUGACCUGUCUGGGAUGAAUUUCUCUACCCCUGACAGGGAUAAUGACGGGAAUGAUAGAGAUGGUCGUGCUGGUAACUGUGCUGCUUGGUACGGAGGAGGCUGGUGGUUUAUCUUCUGUUACGCCGCCUUCCUUAACGGUCCCUGGUCCCCGGCACAGACAGGCAAUCCAUGGUGGCCUACACUGACUGAUAAUAGAGAGAGGUUGACUGUGUUAUAUCUUAUAGUAAGAGAUUGUAAAGAAGACUGUUCUAAUGAUAAAACCUCACUGACUGUAUCAUAUCUUAUUUAUUGA